UUUGUGAUGCUCUGUAUCAUCUCAUGGAACUAUUUCCAGGUCAGAGGAUAGGCUAUACUAUGGUAAGCGUUCAUGAUCAACUGCGUGGCCGUUCAGGAACCCGUGCAAUCGCCGACGUAUCAUCUUCUUCCAUAAGUACAAACUCGCUGCCCGCCGACAACUCCGGGUCGGCGCCAAGGCCGCAUUUGCGGUCCAGACGUUCCGCAAAACGUCGGGUGGUUCCUAUCCAAGAAUAAUAAUACUAACUACUGCUACUCCUCAUCAUUGCUCCGGAUCACGCGCCCUUUUCUUCUUGAGCUUACUAUCAGCCACGUUUCCGAGAUGGCGUCCGAAGCCAAGGUAGAAACUCCAGCAACUGACAACACCCCCGGUGGCACCUGGGCAAAGGCCGAAACCAAGUUCACUCGUAAGAACCCUAGCGAAUACUUCGAUCCGUGUCAGGACUUCGCCGACCGCAGUAUCAAAUGCAUGCGUCGGAAUGCUGGAGACAGAGACAUGUGCCAUGACUAUUUCCAGGCGUAUCGUGACUGCAAGAAGGAAUGGAUGACCCAAAGGAAACUUGCUCUGGCAGCAGCCAAGGCUCAACAAUGAUCAUCUUGACCAGCGGCCCGGCCUGAUUUCGGGAGCGGAAGAACGGGAGAUAUUUGGGAAUUCGAGCAGUAAGGCCUCAAUAAGCGGUCAUUUCGAAAACUCCUACUGUACUAUAUUUAUAUUAUGUCGACACGGUUACUUAGGGAGUUAUUGGAUGAGUUCUGGUUCAUGGAACGGAAGCAUUGGCGUUUUUGCCGUUCUCUUCCACGCAGCAACGUCGAUACUACGCGCUUGUUGGUCCGAUAAGCAGACGAUCGGCUGAAAUCCGAUCAUGUAAAACAAUACCGCUUUCGGCAACUUGGCGCUACGUCCAACCAUCUAGAGGGCAGAGAUCAAUGUAUUAUUAUCGUUAUUAUUAUUAUUAGGUCCUUGUGCAUC
Messenger RNA from Paecilomyces variotii, 969 nucleotides. RefSeq names its product cytochrome c oxidase-assembly factor cox23. The coding region runs from base 322 to 591 and encodes 89 amino acids. The record is from RefSeq and is a predicted model, not a curated record. The transcript has 4 exons. NCBI's taxonomy places the organism in Eukaryota, Fungi, Ascomycota, Eurotiomycetes, Eurotiales, Thermoascaceae.